GGGUACUCAGCUGUGAAGUGAACUACAGUUUACUAGUAGCCGUUGUGACGUGUGCUUUUUGGCGACAAUAGCUACUUUUUACGGUUUUCGAGAGUACUUUACUGGAGGGGAAGAAUUGGCUGUACGUUAGCAAAAGAAGUGUCACAUCCGUUGUUAUCUGGAAUCUGUUGAAACUUUUCGCAGCAGACUUAAAGAAGGAUAACAUCAUGUGAUGUAACUACAGAGUUCUAAAGAGAAGUUUCUUGCUGCACAUAGAACAUUCUGCCUUUGCUUCACUAUGAUGAGUAAUCACCAUUACCCUUCGGCACUUUCAGCAAAAGAUGAGAGAGUUCCACCUUCUUGGAGCAGCACUCAUGUAGGUGCUAUGUUUGAAAUGCAGGGAAAGCCAUCAGAAAAAUCUCCCUGGUCUUCCAGCAUUGAUGCAGAAAUAGAUUCUUUGACCUGCAUGUUGGCUGACAUGGAGAACAGCUCAUCCUAUCAGCGUGGCAGGCAGAAUUUUGAUUAUACGUCUGCUGCCACGUCUCAGUCUGCUACUGAACCAACCAAAGCAGGGGCAGGAUAUAAAGCUUCAUAUACUGGGCAAAGUGGUUAUUCCCCCUCGCAGUCUGCAGGGUAUAGUAGCACACAGCACCCAGCCUACACCAGUGCUUCACAGUCGGCAGCUUACAACAGCCAAUCAACAACCUACAGUAGCUCUUCACAACCCACAGCUUACAGUGGACAGACUAUGGCCUACAAUAAUUCAUCACAGGUAGGGAUGUACAGUGGAUCCUCGCAGCCUCAGAACUACAGCAGCAGUACACAACAGCCUGGGUUGUAUUGUAGUGCCCCACAGCAAAAUUAUGGCAGCUGCUCACAGCAGCAGCAGCAGCAGCAUGGACCAUAUGGGGGUACCUCUCAGUCUCAGAACUUUAGUGCCAGUUCCCACCCUUCUGGGCCAUUUACUGGUGUGUCUCAGCCACAGAACUACAACAGCAGUUCACAACCAGCUGCCUACUCUGGCACCUCACAACCUGCAGUCUAUAGUCUUUCCUCACAGAGGGCUACAUAUGGCCCACCAUCACCACCAUCAUCUUAUCCAUCUGGCCAGCCUGGAGGCUACAAUAGUUCUCAGCACCCUGUUUAUAAUCUGUCUCAUGGACAGAAGCCUUAUCCACAGCCUGUUCCUGCUUCUUACACUACAGCUACUACCAGCACAGGACCAGCAUUUAAUGUUCAAGUCAAGGUUGCUCAGCCAGUAUCAAACUACACACAGCCCAGACGGAAGGCAGAGCAAGCAUAUGGACCACCAUCUCCAAGGCAGCAGGUACCCAGUUAUGGACAGCAACACAAUAUGGGUAUGGAGCCUCCAGGUGAGUCCACAUACAGGGCUGUGGCAAAGUAUCCAGAGCCAGCUUAUGGGUUGGCUCCUCACCAUUCAGAAGCCACUCCAUUACAACAAAAGUGGUACCAACAGUCACAUCACCCCAGUGGGCCAGCAUCCAAGCAGCUAGAUUCCAGUCCUGGAGUCUCUGAAUCUGAGCAGGAUCGAAAUUAUGGACAGCCUGGUGCCAGGAGGGCAGAGUCUGACUAUUAUGGCCCUGGACCUUCCGCAUCAAGGCAGUACACAUCAAGCAGUGGAAUGAAAGGGACAGAGUUUUAUUCAGCAACAGUGCCACCUGCAGGCAGUGGUGCUGGCAGCCGAGGAUAUGGUAUAAAGAGCCCACCCAGCAAAGCUGAAGAUGAGUUGGAUCGACUUACUAAGAAGUUGGUUUAUGAUAUGAACAAUCCACCAAGCGGUGGAGAGUACUUUGGACGCUGUGCUCGCUGUGGAGAAAGUGUUGUAGGAGAUGGAACUGGAUGCAUUGCGAUGGAUCAAGUGUUCCAUGUGGAAUGCUUCACUUGUGUUACCUGCCACUGUCGACUACGUGGUCAGCCAUUCUAUGCCAUUGAUAAGAAGUCAUACUGUGAAUCUUGUUAUAUUGUGACUCUUGAAAAAUGUUCUGCUUGUGCUAAACCAAUCAUGGACAGAAUUUUACGUGCCAUGGGAAAAGCAUAUCACCCACAGUGCUUCACCUGUGUUGCCUGCCAUCGCUGUCUCGACGGUGUUCCCUUCACUGUUGAUGCUUCCAGUCAGAUUCAUUGCAUUGAGGACUUCCACCGCAAAUUUGCACCUCGCUGUUCAGUAUGUGGUAAAGCUAUAAUGCCAGAGCUUGGACAAGAGGAGACUGUGAGAAUUGUGGCUCUUGAUCGUAGUUUCCAUGUCAGCUGUUACAAGUGUGAGGAGUGUGGGUUGCUGCUUUCAUCAGAAGGAGAGGGGCGUGGAUGUUACCCUUUGGAUGGACAUAUUCUGUGCAAGAAUUGCAGUACCAGACGUAUCCAGGAUCUCUCGGCCAAAAUCACGACAGACUGCUGAAUCACUACAUAAAGGAGAUGAAUGAAUGCAUCAGAGAUGGGAUGGGCCAGAUCAGUUUUUGUACUGAUGGACGUUUUAUCUGUCACCUGCUAAAAUGUAGUAGCUGGGUCAUUGUUAAGACAUCAGUUUUGUACUGGCUGAAAUUACAUGAUGAUGCAGCUGGUUGUUGAUGUCAUCCAGUGGAGACGGGUUUCUUUAUUUGCUGCAGGCUAAUGCUCUGUCAUGGCCAGAGGUUGCAGAGAAGAGACUAACUAGAAUUUUGCCUUAGUAGAAUCUUAUGUGCCUAUAUUUUAAAGGGGGUGGUUAUUUUUUAUUUGAUCUUUCAUUAACCUGCUUUACAUAAUUGCCUGGAAGGAGCUGGUAUGUAAUUGAAGUGAAGUCUUGCAAACAGGCAGCAAGUCAGUGUUCUACAGCAGACCCUUUUGAUUUAUUGGUAAAGUGGAAGUAGAAGUGUAGAUGUAACUACAACAGUGGCUAUCAACAACAAAAGUUUGGAGAGUGAGGAACAUUUUCCUGUUAACAAGUAUGGUCAUCCUAGGCCUAUUUCAGUAUGAAUGUCCUUGCAUUUCAUGACAAGCUCGUGGAGACUGGAUUAAAAUUUUGGGAGUGUAGUUGAGCAGUCCUUAAAAAAAUAAAUGUGACAUUACUGUGAGGGUGACAUUAA
Molecule: messenger RNA, 3059 nt
Organism: Protopterus annectens (West African lungfish)
Lineage: Eukaryota; Metazoa; Chordata; Ceratodontiformes; Protopteridae
Product: lipoma-preferred partner homolog
Exons: 11
Coding region: 278-2395 (705 amino acids)
Biological process (GO): cell-cell adhesion
Cellular component (GO): focal adhesion; stress fiber
Source: RefSeq, a predicted model, not a curated record